This is a messenger RNA of Nicotiana tabacum (common tobacco), 884 nucleotides long. The record is from RefSeq and is a predicted model, not a curated record. NCBI's taxonomy places the organism in Eukaryota, Viridiplantae, Streptophyta, Magnoliopsida, Solanales, Solanaceae.
AAAAAAAAAAAUUAGAUAUCAAAGUUAAGUAAAGGAAUUUAGUUUGUCCAACUCCUGAUGCUUUAAAUUUUGCUUGUCCUUUCUCUUCUAUUUCCCUCCUAUAAGUUUGCUGCCUAGACAUAAGAGUAUAUACACUCCAUAACAAAGCAAAGAAGAGGUGAAAAAACAAGUUGAUGAAUUUGUUGAGAGAUUAUUGAAUAUAUAUAUAUAUAUAGUUAUGGAAUUUCCUGAACUUUCUUUGGCUCCAUCUAUUGGUAAAAGCUACAAUUAUGAAUCUGAAGUAGUCAACCUUCCAAUGAAGAGAAAGCAAGAAAUGAUUCAAGCAAGUGUUGAUCUUCAACUUAAAGACCCUCUUCCUUUGGAUUGGGAACAAUGUCUUGAUCUUGAAUCAGGGAGAAUGUAUUACCUAAAUAGGAAAACAUUGAGGAAGACAUGGGAUUGGCCAAAAGACCAAAAGCUAGACCUUGAAUUAAACAUAUCAAGUUUCAGCCAACAAGAAACAAUGGAAUAUGAUCAUAACUACUAUAACUCAAAGAAGCAGAACAAAAGCAGCAACAACAACAGCAGCAGUAGCAGUAUGAUAGCUUUACCAUGUUCAAAUUGUCAUCUCUUAGUUAUAGUGUCACAGUCUUCUCCUUCUUGUCCUAACUGCAAGUUUGUUCAUUCUCUACUUUCUAAGAAAGAUCCUUCUACCACAAAAUGUUAUGACACUUUGAGUCUCUUGAACUAGACUUGUAGUAUGUACUACUGCAGUUGGUUCUGUUUGAAAAAUAGGUGUCAGUGCAAUGGAGAUUAAGUACGAUGAUAUGUCAUGUAGUGUUUUUUUCUUUUUCUUUUUCUUGUGUACGUGAAAUCGUAAAUAACUAAUGUUUAAGGUUUAAUUA